AUGACGAGGUGCCUUGGCGACAGGGAGGCCGUUCGUGCAUCCAUCCGCCCUGCAUCCCUCCUUCGGCACGCAGCACACGCAGCAGCACAGACCCCGCGUCGCAUCCCAGGGCAUCAAGGGGGGGCGCAAUCGAGGACCUGCUGCUGCUUCGUGCAACAGAGGCGUUUGUCGUGCUGGUAUCAGUCGCAGGCCCGGCGCCCAACAAGUCGACGGCAUCCCGGCUCUCAAUCCGGCGGCUCUGGCAGACGGGACGCUGCCCAACCUACGGCCAGGCCAGGUCCAGCGAGUACAGGGCCUUACAAGUUCCUCCGCUAG
Messenger RNA from Purpureocillium lilacinum, 315 nucleotides. Lineage: Eukaryota; Fungi; Ascomycota; Sordariomycetes; Hypocreales; Ophiocordycipitaceae. The record is from RefSeq and is a predicted model, not a curated record.